Venustampulla echinocandica is the source of this 324-nucleotide messenger RNA. RefSeq lists its product as uncharacterized. The coding region runs from base 1 to 324 and encodes 107 amino acids. The record is from RefSeq and is a predicted model, not a curated record. NCBI's taxonomy places the organism in Eukaryota, Fungi, Ascomycota, Leotiomycetes, Helotiales, Pleuroascaceae. The transcript has 4 exons.
AUGCCUAAGGAGAAGACCACCAAGCGUGCCGCCACCAAGCGCGGAGAGAAGAAGAAGAAGGACCCCAAUGCCCCCAAGCGUGGUCUUUCCGCAUACAUGUUCUUCGCCAACGAGCAGAGAGACAAUGUUCGCGAGGAGAACCCUGGAAUCACCUUCGGCCAGGUCGGAAAGGUCCUUGGUGAGCGAUGGAAGGCCCUGAACGACAAGCAGCGAGGCCCAUAUGAGGCCAAGGCCGCGGUCGACAAGAAGCGCUACGAGGAUGAGAAGGCAAUUUACCUUGUGCUUCCACAGGCCGCUGAUGCCGAAGAGGACGAGUCCACCUAG